This is a messenger RNA of Nematostella vectensis (starlet sea anemone), 1983 nucleotides long. Its product is annotated as heparan-sulfate 6-O-sulfotransferase 1-B. Gene Ontology annotation, cellular component: membrane. The transcript has a single exon. Gene Ontology annotation, molecular function: heparan sulfate 6-sulfotransferase activity. Bases 145 to 1269 code for a protein of 374 amino acids. NCBI's taxonomy places the organism in Eukaryota, Metazoa, Cnidaria, Anthozoa, Actiniaria, Edwardsiidae. The record is from RefSeq and is a predicted model, not a curated record.
CAACAUAAGAUCCUCGUCCUAGUCUCCCGCAUCGACAAGAGACUUCUAAAUCAAUGCAACAAGGCAUUAGUCGUGUGUUAACAAUGAUUUAUUAGCAAAAUACCGCACUUAUCUGGCCUUCACACUUACGAUGCUCGCUGCAGCAUGACUCUUCAAGGCAACUGGAAGAAGUUUUGUUUAUUGUUGACGUUCUGUGCGUUGACAUUCUUGAUAUCUGUGUUGUAUUUAUGCAGCAACUCAUCAUGCGACAUCGCAACGCUGGCUCCAAAUAAACUCAGGUAUUUGAGCGAAGGGAAUCCACAAAAGAUGCACCGAAUAAGAUUUGGGUUCACUAUUAAGGAAUCCAUCAAGAAAUACCAGUUUGACUUUGCUGGAACCGAUGUGAUGGUUUUUCUCCAUAUCCAAAAGACUGGCGGAACGACGUUCGGGAAGCAUUUGGUCACGAACUUGCAGAUUCGAAAGCCAUGUGACUGCUCGAAGAAAAAAGGGAAAAAAUUUCGCUGUACUUGUAAUCGUCCAAAUUCCAAGAAGAUUUGGUUGUUUGCUCGUUAUGCUUUGGGUUGGCCGUGUGGGUUACAUGCCGAUUAUACGGAACUUACCGAAUGUGUGCCCAAAUUUAUGAACAAGCGUGAUGGUCGCGAGAAACGACGCUUCCUUUACGUUACCAUGCUCCGAGAGCCGAUGGCUCGCGUUAUAAGCGAAUUUCUGUGCUAUACUAGAGGAACUACUUGGGCAGAAUCCAAGCACAAAUGCAAGGGCAAAGUCCCUACAAAGGAAGAACUGCCACCAUGCUAUACUGGGGAUAACUGGAUGGAUGUUACACUAGAGGGAUUUAAUAAAUGCUCUAGUAAUCUUGCAUUCAAUAGACAGGCAAGAAUGCUUGCUGAUUUGAAACUUGUCAAUUGUUAUAAUAGAACAAACGGCCCCUCGCCUAGAAAGCGAGGGAAAAUAAUAUUAAAAAGUGCUAUGAAGAAUCUAAGGAAUAUGGCAUAUUUCGGUCUUGCAGAAUACCAGAAAGAAAGCCAGUACUUAUUUGAGAAGACAUUUGGGAUUAAAUUCAUGAAACCUUUUCAACAAAAGGCUGAGGAGGAAACCCGAUCUGCUGAUGCUAUGAAAAGUAUGACUCAGAUUGAAAAACGCCGCACUAAAUCACUGAAUAGCCUAGAUAUAAGACUUUAUGACUAUGCAAAAGCGCUAUUUUUCUACCGUGUUAGGUAUUUCCAAAAGGAGGAAAAAAGGGGUGAGAAACAAAUUUUCAAUUCAUCGUAAUUUAUUCUCCCUUGUUAUGUUUCUUAGUGUGAACUGGGGGUAUAAGUUUCAAUUUCCAAUGUACUUAUGAAUGGCUACGAGAUAGCAAAUUCAUUCUACAAAACCCACAGCAUGAAAUGUAUGGCUCCCUUUAGCCCCGUGUGGUUAAAUUGAAGUUGUAGUGGUUUUUAUUGUCGAAAAAACAAUUUAAUGAUUACCAUCAUAUUAUUACUGGGUAAUUUGAUAUUUUUCGAUAUAACCCCAAAAUACAAAAUACACCCCAAAAAUAAGCACAAGUUUCUGUGGGAAAAUACUUAGUCUGCUAUAGCAUUCUAUAUUUUUCCUCAAAGUGUGUAUGUGUAAUGUUAUGGUUUAAUCUAUAAAUCUCGAAACAUACAAAAUGCAUUAAACAUUUAUCUGUUGUUAUGGGCAUAGACCAGAAAGUAAUAUAAACAUGAUUGUAGCAGCUGUUAGAAAUAAGAAAAUUGACAAAUCGUAUCAUCUUAUGCAUACUAUCUAACGUAUGAAAUAAUUUUUAUAUGCAACCAUUUAAAUAAAAUAAAAAAAGUAAUGUAAUUAAGAUUUUCUUUAUUUAUAAAUGCAUUUGACCAUUUAAGUUUGACAGUUAAAUAAAGGCAUACCUAUGCAUGACUUUGAGAGAUGCUUCUCACUGAGUGUAAAGAAAAUUGGAAACUUGGCUUGAAUGAAUCUAUAAUUAUAUUUUAUUUGCAUAAA